Messenger RNA from Eimeria tenella, 473 nucleotides. RefSeq lists its product as uncharacterized. Gene Ontology annotation, biological process: nuclear-transcribed mRNA catabolic process, nonsense-mediated decay. The annotation marks the transcript as partial. The record is from RefSeq and is a predicted model, not a curated record. NCBI's taxonomy places the organism in Eukaryota, Apicomplexa, Conoidasida, Eucoccidiorida, Eimeriidae. Gene Ontology annotation, cellular component: cytoplasm. Gene Ontology annotation, molecular function: ATP binding; RNA helicase activity; zinc ion binding. The transcript has 5 exons.
GAGACACGAAGCUGGAGUGCUUCAUCUGCGGAGUUAAAAAUAUCCUGCAGCUGGGCAUGCUGGUGUCGGAGGCCCAGGGGGCGCUGGUUAUUGUGUGCAGAGACCGCUGCUACGCCAGCGGCAUUCUCGAAGAAAAUGGAUGGGACUCUUCGGCCUGGAGCCCUUUGAUCGAAAACAAAGCUUUGGCGCAUUGGCUCGUCAGGCCGCUGACGGACGCGGAGAAGGUCUCCGCGAUGCCAAUCAGCAAAGAAGAGAUGCAGCAGCUCGAGGAGUUUUGGGCGAGGUAUGGAGACGCCACAAUUGACGACGUCCGCAGCGAAGGCACUGAGCCGCUGCCCACCUGCGAACUCACUUACCCCGACGGCGCUUCUUACCAGAGGGUUUACGCGCCUCUAAUUGCUGCAGAAGCAGACAUUGAGAGACGCAGGUGCCAGGACGAAGUUGCGAAGAUGACGGAAUUCUCGGAGAGAUAA